AUAUGCUGGACUUCGUGUUUGCUGUUGAUGAUUCUGUGACCUGGCAUAUGAUGAACUUGUUAAAGAACAGGAGUCAUUAUUCCUUCCUAAAAGUUUUUGGGCCAAAACAGAUAAGUAGUAUACAGAGUUACGGAGCAGGGAUUUACUACAAUACAUUAGUGCCAUGUAAUGGUAGGAUGAUAAAAUACGGUGUAAUUAGCACUGAUGCCCUGAUUGAUGAUUUACUUCACUGGAAAACCCUCUAUGUUGCUGGACGCCUACAAAAACCGGUGAAAAUACUGACACAGAAUGAGAAUAGCAAGCUGCAAGCUGCUCUUGUUAGCAAUCUGAAGAGUGCAGUCACAGCAGCCUUUCUCAUGUUACCAGAAAGUUUCUCUGAAGAAGACCUCUAUAUGCAGAUUGCAGGACUCUCCUAUUCUGGUGAUUUCAGAAUGAUAAUAGGAGAAGACAGAUCGAAAGUGCAGAACAUAGUGAAACCUAAUGUUCUCCAUUUUCAGAAGCUGUACAGUAACAUAUUACAGGACUGCCCUCAAGUGGUAUACAAGCACCAUCUGGGAAGGCUAGAGAUUGAUAAAAGUCCAGAAGGUCAAUUUACACAACUAAUGGCCUUGCCAAGGACUCUGCAACAAAAGAUAACUUCUCUGGUAGACCCUCCUGGAAAAAACAGAGAUGUGGAAGAAAUUUUACUGCAAGUUGCCCAUGACCCUGACUGUGGAUUUGUGGUGCAUCAAGGCAUUUCAGGAAUUGUGAGAUCUUCCAGUAUAGUGCAGAGUGCUAAAACCAUACUAACAGCUGAUGUGACUCAUCACCCUGAGGGCUGCUUUAAGAAACCAGCUGGGCAAAGAAAUCUAUAACUUACAGUAUGAAGAAAUUAUAUAAAAUGACAAAGGGAUGGUUAAGGAAGACAUCUUGAGUCUUGACAUACUGUGUAUGGGUAAAUAAAUGGUACUUUCUCUCUGAAUAUUUUGCAGAUGUUGCUUUGCCUGCUUGAGAAGAUUAAAGUGCAUUUAAGAAGUCUGUUCUAAUAAUUUACAUGCCCAUUUUUACUACUAAAAUAGAAACUUUUGUUAGUGGGGGAAGAUUCUAUGGUAAUAGGGCAAAGGAAUUACACUGUGCAAGUACUGAAAUGAAUUUUCCUGUAUACUAUAGCUUAGAUUUUGAAACCCUGAGUGAAAAGGAUUGAUUGUAUGUAUGGAUUAAAAACUAAAGCCACUCAUUUUCUAUGUAUUGCUAGCUUUAUUUUCCAAAAUACCCCCAGGCUCUUUCUAAAUAUUCACUGUCACAAUUUUAGUUCUGUCGGGGACUUAUGGAACUGGAGAGUCCAUUGAGUUUUAAGGAGGUAUGAAACUGUCCUCUUGAAAUACAUUAUUUCUGCACUUACAAGUUCAUCCUUAGAAUUCUUCUGAAGAUGCUUACUGGGUGCUUCUGCAGGGUAGACUUCAUAAAAAAAGUAAAUUUUUUCUCAGAUGUGUGACGUUCUGAAUCCAACAAUUUUGACAAUGACUUUCAGUCUGGGAAAGUGUGUUUGAAAUGAGAAGCUUGUCAGGUAUCAGAUCCUUCCAUAAAAAUUGUUAUGUUCCUUUCAUGAGACUGAGAUGACAACUGCCCAACUCAUAGCUAAGCAUUGUCAAAAGUGUCACAGUUGGAAGGACAGUCAUACUUGCACUAACCUUCAGGACCUACUUCUGCAGAUUAAUGAAGUAUGUGGUGUUUGGCAGAAGAUUCUAUCUAAGUGCUUUGAAGUUGGAAGUUCUAUAAGCAAAAGUACUUAUUGUUUGAGUCUUUGAUUAUUAUUUUUUUUCCUGAAAAUACUGUCCACAAAGAUAAAACUUGUUCUCCUUUGCUUAAUUAAAUUAGCUAAACUAAAGAAAAUUGGACUUUUACAUAACAUGUUACAUUAAUCAUGCCAUUAAAGAAUGGACAUUUCUGACAGUAUUCAUGUGUGACACAAUAGAUUUGGAGCAUCUGUUGUAAAUUGAAUAUUUUUUGCACUGAGUCAGGUGGGUUUGCUAAUUUUGGAUGUUUUUCUUAAUAGAAAGAAAUUGAGAGAACACAUCAUUUUAUUUGUGAGAGUGCCAAUGAUAAAAAUAAUUUAAAGGUAAAAAAUGGAAAUAAAAUCUAUCUUUCCUGAUUUUUUUCUUGUGUAUUAUGUGAUCAGUAGGGCCAUCUCUCAAGCUAUAUUUGAUUU
This is a messenger RNA of Aptenodytes forsteri (emperor penguin), 2188 nucleotides long. It is a transcript of the gene TAMM41, whose product is annotated as TAM41 mitochondrial translocator assembly and maintenance homolog. Gene Ontology annotation, biological process: cardiolipin biosynthetic process; CDP-diacylglycerol biosynthetic process. NCBI's taxonomy places the organism in Eukaryota, Metazoa, Chordata, Aves, Sphenisciformes, Spheniscidae. The transcript has 8 exons. Gene Ontology annotation, molecular function: phosphatidate cytidylyltransferase activity. The record is from RefSeq and is a predicted model, not a curated record. The coding region runs from base 3 to 854 and encodes 283 amino acids. Gene Ontology annotation, cellular component: mitochondrion.